Messenger RNA from Oncorhynchus masou masou (cherry salmon), 8153 nucleotides. RefSeq names its product rho GTPase-activating protein 32-like. Gene Ontology annotation, molecular function: protein binding; phosphatidylinositol binding; GTPase activator activity. Gene Ontology annotation, cellular component: fibrillar center; nucleoplasm; actin cytoskeleton. Gene Ontology annotation, biological process: small GTPase-mediated signal transduction. Lineage: Eukaryota; Metazoa; Chordata; Actinopteri; Salmoniformes; Salmonidae. The record is from RefSeq and is a predicted model, not a curated record.
CAGCAGAUUCGUGGCGUAACAAAUCGUUAAGCGAGAGGCUCCAGUUUGAUAGCAAGUUUAGCUAUAAAACUGCCCUUACAAUAGCUGUAAAGGGAAUAUCAGUCAACGUUUUCUCAAUGAAUGGACUGUGAAGUACCAUCACAUUUGAAGUAAGUUUAGAUUUACUUACAAAACACGAUAACAGCUGGUUGAACAUUGCCCACGAGUCGUGUCCAGCGGGAGUUUUUGAACACACGGACAGCGAGGUUGAGGCGAUUUGGUUUAUGGAACGUGCCAGUUCAGGAAAAAAAUGUAGCUAGCUAACUUAACGUUAGCUAUUAGGCUAUACACAUAUCGCGUGUCCUUUUGUUUUAGCUCGGAAGGAUCAAGCUGUGUUUAUGCAGCUGGCGUGGAAGACACCGGCAGGAGGAGAAAACAGUGGUGAAAAGCGACAGUGAUAACCCGAAAAACAUCUCACCACCAGACACCGGAUAUUAGUAAUCCUCUGUCUGAAGGCGGUCUGUCUCUGGUUUGGACUCCAUCCCACUCCCUUCUCAAGGGUCAACUGUGGGACAGCAACACCUUCAGGCUGCUCCUGCAGUGAGUCCGUAUCAUGGAGGCAGGCAGCGUGGCUGCUGCAGCAGUGGGGAGUGCAGCUCUAGGACUGCUCGGCGCCGCGGAAGCAGCCAGCCAUGACAUCUCCGACAGGGGCCUGAGGCCAGGGCGUCACCCAGAGGAGGACGACAUAGUGCCUGAGCUGGCCCGCCUGGUCUACCCCCGAGAGAGACCUGACUGGGAGGAGACCAUCAGCGCCAUGGCGCGGAGUGCUGAGGUCCCCGAGCUGAGCACCGAGCCCCUCCUGCGCUCCUGCAGCAGCACGGCCAGCAUGAAGGUCAAGAACGUCAAGAAAUUGUCCUUUACCAAAGGCCACUUCCCCAAGCUGGCCGAGUGCGCCCACUUCCACUACGAGAACGUGGACUUUGGCGCCAUCCAGCUUUCACUCGCGGAUGAACAGAGCGAAGUGACACGGAAUGGCUUUGAGUCCAAAGAGCUGCAGUACUUGGUCCAGAUCUACUGCCAGGGCCGGAACUGGAUUGUGAAGCGCAGCUAUGAAGAUUUUCGUGUCCUGGAUAAGCACCUGCACCUCUGCAUAUAUGACCGCCGAUUCUCGCAGCUGCCGGAGCUGCCUCGAUUCGACAGUCUGAGUGAUCGCGCCGAGGCAGUUUCCCAGAUGCUGAUGGCUUACCUCUCCCGCCUCACAGCUAUCGCUGACAACAAGAUCAACUGUGGGCCUGCCCUCACAUGGAUGGAGGUUGAUAACAAAGGCAACCACUUACUGGUCCACGAGGAGUCCUCCAUCAACGUGCCCGCCAUCGCCGCCGCCCACGUCAUCAAACGCUACAUCGCCCAGGCCGCCGACGAGCUCUCCUUUGAGGUUGGGGACAUCGUGUCUGUUAUUGACAUGCCCCCCAAAGAGGACACCACGUGGUGGAGGGGCAAGCACGGCUUUCAGGUUGGCUUCUUUCCCAGUGAGUGUGUGGAGCUGAUAAACGACAAGGUGCCGCAGUCCGUCACCAACUCGGUGCCAAAACCAGCAUCCCCCUGCUCGGGUCUGCGGCCUGCCUCCUGGAGUCUCUUCCCACCCUAUUUGGAGAUGGAGAGUGUAAAGCAGGACAAUGCAUGGGUGGCCGACCCAUUAAACCACUACAGCCUGAGCUCAGUGUCUAAAAAGCACGGGAAGCUGAUCACGUUCCUGCGCACCUUCAUGAAGUCCCGGCCCACCAAGCAGAAGCUGAAGCAGAGGGGAAUCCUCCGGGAGAGGGUGUUUGGCUGUGACCUGGGAGAGCACCUCCUCAACUCGGGCCACGAUGUUCCCCAGGUACUCAAGAGCUGCACGGAGUUCAUCGAGAAACAUGGCGUGGUGGACGGCAUGUACCGCCUCUCUGGAAUCGCCUCCAACAUCCAGAAACUACGGCAUGAGUUUGACUCGGAGCAGAUCCCCGACCUGACCAAAGACGUGUACAUCCAGGACAUCCACUGCGUGGGCUCAUUGUGCAAGCUCUACUUCCGCGAGUUGCCCAACCCCCUGCUCACCUAUCAGCUCUACGAGAAAUUCUCCGAGGCCGUGUCAGCAGCCACAGACGAGGAGCGGCUUAUCAAAAUACAUGAUGUCAUUCAGCAGCUGCCGCCUCCGCAUUACAGGACUCUGGAGUUCCUCAUGAGGCACCUGUCCCAACUGGCCACCUUCAGCUACAUCACCAACAUGCACAGCAAGAACCUGGCCAUCGUCUGGGCCCCCAACCUAUUGAGGUCCAAGCAGAUAGAGUCGGCCUGCUUCAGCGGCACGGCAGCCUUCAUGGAGGUCCGCAUCCAGUCGGUGGUGGUGGAGUUCAUACUGAACCAUGUAGACGUCCUCUUCAGCCCCAAGCUCAGCUCGCUCAUACGGGAGGGAGCAGGACACAACUCGUUGUUGCGGCCCAAGUCCCUGCUGGUGUCGUCCCCCUCCACCAAGCUGCUGACCCUGGAGGAGGCCCAGGCCCGGACCCAGGCACAGAUCAACUCCCCCGUCACGGCCGAUAGCAAGUACAUUGAGGUGGGGGAGGGUCCGGCUGCGCUGCAGGGCAAGUUCCACACCGUCAUCGAGUUCCCUAUGGAGAGGAAAAGGCCCCCCAUCAAGUCCAAGAAGUCGCCGGUGGGAAACUGGCGCUCCUUCUUCAACCUGGGCAAGUCAUCGUCUAUGUCCAAGCGCAAGCUGCACCGCAACCCCAGCGAACCCAGUGAGCUCAAGGCCAUGGCCCUGGCAGGAGGCAGAGGGGACACGGGGACACUGCGAUCGGCCAAAAGCGAGGAGUCGCUCACCUCGCUACACAACGUUGAAGGAGAGUCGAAGGUGUACCGUCCUCGGCGGCCCCGCUCCAGCAGCGAUGCCCUCUCGGCUUCCUUCAACGGUGACCUGCUGGACAGCCACACCCAGCAGCACUGCAACUCGGAUGACAAUCUGGCCCAGAGCCACAGCGGGGGCGCCACCCGCGGCGGGGGGGACAGCGAUGGGGACGACGGGCCCAUCUAUGUUCCAGCCCUGAUUUCGCCCCCACGUUUAGCCGGCGAGGACGUGGACCUUAGCCCCCCAGACAUCGGCAUGGCCUCGUUGGACUUUGACCCCAUGUCGUUCCAGUGCAGCCUGCCCGACGGCUCCUUCUCCUUCCCCCUGGGACUGAGCGAUGUCGCUACGGGCGCGACUGGUGAGGGCACCAGCCCGAAGAGGAGCCCAGGCAGCAUUGACAACGGCUCGGCGCUCGUCUCUCCUUCCUUCCUGGGGAAGUUUGCCAACCCCUUCUUGUCGCCUGACCUCAGCCCGGCCACGGGAGAGAAAGCAGGGAGCAAGAAGCUGGUCUGCUCAGUGUCUUUCUCUGACAAACCCGUACAGGCUGUAUCCCCUAAAAGGUCAAAGUCGGACAUUUUGGCUCCUCUGGCCAUUUCGGAGCCGUUUGACAUAGAGAUUUCUAGUAGGCUUACAGAAAGCCAUGGUGUUCCCCAGCCUUCUUCCCCUCCCUCGGGACUGCCCUGGGACUCUCCUCUGUUAAUGGGCUCAGUGUUGCUGAGGACAGGGGAGCCGUCGCUGAGCGAGGCCUUUCAGAUGGAGCUGCACUGUAAGCUCUCUGCCUUCGAUAUUGAGAGCCAAGACUCCACAGGGGAGGAGAGCACUGCCCAGCAACCUCCAGCAACCAAUAGCGAGGAACAAUUAGGAGCCGUAGCUAGUCUGGACUCUCCAAAAGCCUCCCCCAGCCCUCUCAGCUCCUCCUCUGUGUCCCUCCCCUCCCCGCCCCAUCCGAAGAACGCCGCCCGCAUGUUGGCCCUGGCCCUGGCAGAGUCCGCCCAGCAGGCCUCUAUCCUGACCCAGAAGAGGCCCUCCCAGUCCCAGCCCCCCACGCCAGUGUCCCCCAUUAGACCCCUGGAGCCCUCACACUCCCUGGACUGGCCCCCUCCCCCAGUUCUGCGCCCCCAGAUGUCCCUCGAGGAGGGACCCAGGGCAGGAGAAGCCCAGACCAAAACCUUAACCCCCACCACCCCAAACCUUGCCCCUUCCUCCCCUCCCCCUUCCACCACCCCUACUGACAAACAGCCUUGCCAGUCAGUGAGCCAUGAGUCCAUCAGUAUGUCCACCAGUGCAAAGUCCCCCUCCACUUCUCCCGGAGCCAACCAGGAUAUGGAUUUCACCCUACCGGCUUCCCCCCACCACCAGUGUACCACCACUCCCUACUGCCCUCCAGCCCAUGUGUCCCCCACUCUGAGGAGUCCAGACAGGCAGCAGCCCGCCAUGGGCCAGGUCGCGGUCAGCAGCACUGGAUUCUCCACCACCACCCCAGCCACCACUCCCAGGAGCAAGGAGACGGGUGUCCUGCCACAGCCUGCUCCUGAGGUCCAUGUAGAUGAGGCCGUCUGGUCGCCAUCUCCGAAACCGUCAGAGCAGCGAGUUGCAGUUUCACAGCCUCAAAUACAGUUCCAAACUCAUCCACAGGCCCAGCCGCAGUCCCAGCCUCAUCCCCAGCCUCAUCCCCAGUCCCAGCCUCAUCCCCAGUCCCAGCCUCAUCCCCAGCCCCAGUCCCAGCCUCAUCCCCAGCCUCAUCCCCAGCCCCAGCCCCAGUCCCAGCCUCAUCCCCAGCCCCACUCCCAUCCCCAGCCUAACGCCAGAGUGCUCCCCACCCCAUCCGAGCUAGUGGAGAGACCAUGGGAGGCCAUAAAGCCAGUUCAGCCCCGCGCGGAGCCUGUGACCCACGCCCAUGGGCCCACGCCGCCAGCGCCUCCCAUCCGCUCCAUUGAGAGCAAAUUGGCAACUGCCGCCCUCAGCCACACAGAGGCCGCCAACCCCGCCAUCUUCCAAAACAUCCUGACAGAGGCCUCCACGCCUGAGGCCCUCGCCCAUCCUCACCCUCCCCCGCGUAAGUCUUCCACCCAGCAGUCAGCCUACCUGUACCACACCAAGGGAGAGGCCGCCUUACUGGAACCUCCCGGGGAGGCCUACUACCACCAACGGGCCAUUCCCGUGGGGCAGCCUUCGUACCACUACCGGCCAGACAGUGUUCCCCCACACCUCUCCUACGCGUCAAAGUCGGAGCCCCAGAUACCUUACCGUGCCCGCACGGACCACCGCUACAACACCAUAGCUCACCCCAGGUCCUGCCACCAGUCAAUGAAGCAUCACGGGCCUCCCAGGGGUGGCGAGUAUAUAUCACCCAGCCCGGGACACCACGGCUAUGGACCCAUGGAGGGAGCUCCGGUCUACCCCACUAUCCGUAGGGUGCACUCGCUCCACGUGCCCUCGGCAAUCCGCUCGGUGCCCAUCCAGCGGACCGAGGUGCCUCCCGACGACGAGCUCUUCUACUACCAGCGGCCCGUCUACCAGUGCAAUACCUACCAGCAGCCGCCGCAACAGUCCUCGCAGGCUGACUACCACGUCACCCAACUCCAGCCUUACUUUGAGAAUGGCCGGGUGCAGUACCGUUACAGCCCCUAUUCGCCUGGCGCCAACCCGCUGGACGCCCCUUACUACGACGUGGACCCCUACGAGACCAUCCGGCUGAGGCACUUCCACUCGUUCAGCAGUCGGGACCUGGGCCUCAGCCGGUCGGGGGGCAAGGCGGGCGGCUACCACUACCUGUCCCGCCACAUCCCCCCGCCGGGGAAGGAGCACAGCUUUGUCAGCAGAGACAUGCCCCCGGGCCAUGGCUCAAAGGGAGCCGCCGUCUACUUCGCAUGGAACCCAGAGGACUCUGAAAGGCUCCGGAUGCACUCCAUCCACAGAGAGAGCCGGGCCAGGCAGAAGGUCAAGGGACCUGUCAUGUCUCAGUAUGACAACGUGGGCCUGUUCAUGCCUGGCGACCUGGGAGCAUACGAAACCCUACACCUGCGCAGUAAGUCGGACCCCGGCAAAGCCAUGCUGAUGACUGUCGAGGGUAAAGACGGGCGCUACGGAGUACCGCCGGGCUCCCAGCACGCUCCCCGACACCUUGUGUCUGACCCUGACGUCCUCAUGUACAUGGAGACGGAGAAGCACUGUCAGGGAAAUGGCACCGGGGACAAACAUAGCAACUCCAGGACCUGCCAGGUCUCCCACUCGCACCAAGCCCAACACCCACCCCGUUACCAGGCCCAUCAGCAGGACCCCGGGGACGGAGCUCGGAGCUUCCAACCUCACUACGAACAGCUCGAUCCAGACCGCCACCAGAACAGGUCCAAAAUCCCCGGUUGUUACCAGGACAAUGAUGACCACCAACACCAGUCGGCCUCCGUCAAAGCGCAGGCCCCUCCCAAGCCCGAGCGGUCGCACAGCGUCCGAGAGCGCCAGCAGCAGCACUAUAGCCAAGCUGCCACUUCCGAACAAGACAGAGACCACUCAUACCAGCCCCACGGUGGGCAGCAGAGACACAGCACCAUGGCGAUACAGUCCCACUACGACAACCUGGAUGAUUACCACCCAGCAGCAAUACCUCAGCCACAGGCCCCCAUGCCAAACCCCCACGGGGUCUCCUCUGCUUCUUUCCCCACCAACCCUGGCUUCACGGGAAGCCACAGCAACCGAGCGUACUCCACUGCCUUGGGCCAGGGCGCCUUCAUCCCAGCGGAACUGGCCCUGCAGAGGCCCGAUACAGAAAUACACGCUGAAUGAAGAAGAGACUUGUAAAAGAAAAUGUGCAGGUUUUAGUAAGCAAUGAAGUGACUCAGCUGGAGAUUAAAAUGUUCCACAGCCUCUGCAGGACAGUGGACUGUCGUCAGAACCUUUCUCAUUAUUUUUCUCUAUAUUUUUGAUGAAUUGUAAAGGAAAAUAAGAUACUUUUUAGAGAAUGUACCAUACUUUCUUCAAUUGUUCUAAGAAGCCACGCGGUCGUAACUCAUUGAAAUGGUGGAUGAUCAUAGAAAUGUAUAUGAUAUAAGCGAAAGGUCCAAGAAACCAGAAAAUGUGUACAAAGAACUACUACUGGUAAAAAGGGAUUUGUUUUAUUUUUGUUUCCAGUUUUGUUUUGACUGGGGAGAUAUGAGCAUAACAGGGAUGAAGGUUUGCAUUUUAGAAAUGCAUGUUAUCUCUCGUUUACCAUUGAUAUCCUUUGUGUACUUUCUGGAUGUUUCAGUACAAGUUCUCGAGGGAGGAAAUCUGUGUAAGUCAUCGUGCCCUCCCUCCUGUUUUUGUAUACAUAAGGCGUUACAGUAUGUUCACUUUCAGUCUUCAAUAAUCUCGGAUUUGGGGUUGGGGCCCAGCAGUACAAAGUGCGUUCUAGAACUAGACAGGGUACUUUCACCUGGUACUGUACAUUAAAUUAUGUUAAUAUUUUAUUUGCUCUGUGAUUGUGUUUUUGCUAUAAAACGGAGUGAAUUGAAUUAUAAUGGAAUGUUUUGGAACCGAGAUUUGUUCUUCAUUGCAAGAGGGACCAAACAUUGAGUAUUUUUGGCCAUGAAAGCAUUCCUGCACAUGUAUGGGUUGAUGACCGGGUGUGAGAAUGACAACAUUACCUUGGGAGGUGUAACAGAGUAAUUCUUAAAAUGUUUAGUUAUAGUCUUGUUUUUUUCUGCCAAUUUCAAAGGACUUGAAUGGACUGGACAACUUAAUAAAAUUAUAAAAACUGAUAUUGUACAACACUUCACACAAAUGCUUGGUCAGCCCUUGAGCAGGUUGAAUUCACUCCAGCAAAUACAUUUUGAAAUAAAUGUACAUACUAAUUUUCAUAGUAUGUGAAAAAGAGAAGUAAACCAUAAUUUAAUUUGAAUGGACAAAUGUUUGGGACCAUUUAAGAAAAUGUGGAUGAACUUUUAUGGAAUCAACUGUCUGCUUUCAGUGCAAUUAGUCAGUGAAAUUGGCAGAGGAUUCAGAUUCAUCUCACUCAAUUUCAAAUGCGGGUCAUAUUUGCAUUUGAAAACCUUGACUAUAUUUCAGUUGUAACGCCCAUUGGCUUGUGAAGGUACUGUUCUAUUUUGCCUUAUGGUCCCUAACUGUUUAAACGGAAUACUCCCAGAUGUCCCUCCUUUGUUGUGGGGCACAGUAUGUGGCUAAAUAACCACCUAGUUGUGUUUGAAUGUAAAAACAUCUCUUGUCUCAGUAACUGGAGAGUUAUGCUGUUGGAUAUAACAAAUAAAAUUAUUCAGGAAAUAACAAUGAAAAUGUCUGUCAGUGGGUUCUUUUG